AUGCCGUCUCCCAAGACUAUUGUUACCACUGCAGCUUCCGUUGCUGCUUCAACGAUGGUCGUUCGGUCCGUACUUCGUGAUCUCGUACCAUAUGAGCUGCAAUAUUACUUAUUUAGAAGCAUCCGAGGCUUCCUCAAGUCCUUUUCCUCUGAAGUGACUGUAGUCAUUGAAGAAUUCGAUGGCCUAGCCGGCAACCAAAUAUACAAGGCUGCAGAACUCUACCUGGGCAACAAAAUAUCUCCGACAAAGAUGUCUAUUUUCAUGGCAAAGAAUCAAGAAGUGUCGGAAGUGCAGUAUUAUCAGCUGAAAUUUCACAAGAAGCACAAGGAUUUGGUCUUCAAUUCUUACUUCCCUUUCAUACUAAACGAGGGGUAUAAGGUGCAGGAAGCACGAAAAACCUUGAAACUGUAUACUUUGCAAAGUGACCACUUUCGAGGAUACCCUAGUAGGGAAGAUUCAUGGCUUUCCGUGAACCUUCACCAUCCAUCCACAUUUGACACGUUGGCGAUGGAUUCAGACCUCAAGAAGACAAUAAUGGAGGACCUCGAUAGGUUCGUGAAGAGGAAAGACUACUAUGGGAGAGUAGGAAAGGCGUGGAAAAGGGGGUAUUUACUGUACGGUCCGCCGGGGAAAUCAAGCUUGGUGGCUGCGAUGGCCAAUUAUCUGAAUUUCAGUAUCUAUGACCUGGAACUUACAAAUAUCCCUCAUAACUCUCAGCUGCGUAAAGUGUUAUUGGCAACUGAAAACAAAUCCAUACUUGUUGUUGAGGACAUAGAUUGCAGCCUCGAGUCGAAAGAUGAACAAGCAGACAACAACACAUCAGCUCCAUUUGGUAAACGUCUCUCACCUCGACAAAGCCAGGUGACAUUGUCAGGAUUGCUCAAUUUCACAGAUGGGUUGUGGUCAAGCUGCGGCGAUGCAAGAAUCAUCGUGUUCACGACGAAUCACAAAGAAAAGCUCGACCCUGCUUUGUUGCGCCUGGGACGAAUGGACAUGCACAUUCACAUGUCCUACUGCACUCCUUGUGGUUUCAAAACACUGGCGGUUAAUUAACUCAGCAUGACCGACCACCCACUUUUUCCUGAAAUCGAAGAGCUAAUGAAGUCUGCGCUGGUGACCCCAGCCGAAGUUGAGGAGCAACUGCUGAAGAAUGACGAUCCUGACAUUGCCCUACAAGGACUGCUCGAAUUUCUUCAUACAAAGAGAAGGGAAAAUUCCCAAAUUUAA
Molecule: messenger RNA, 1227 nt
Organism: Eucalyptus grandis
Lineage: Eukaryota; Viridiplantae; Streptophyta; Magnoliopsida; Myrtales; Myrtaceae
Product: protein HYPER-SENSITIVITY-RELATED 4
Molecular function (GO): ATP binding; ATP hydrolysis activity
Source: RefSeq, a predicted model, not a curated record